GAUAGGGAGCACAUUUUGACAUUGGAAGCUGAGGUUGUUGAAACUCUCUGCAUGUUUGAAAACAUUUUUCCCUCCAAGUUUCUUUGAUAUCAUGGUACACUUGACGGUACAUCUAGGAAGGGAAGCUAGACUAGGUGGACCGGUUCAUUUUAGAUGGAUGUACCCGUUCGAGAGAUAUAUGAAAGUCCUGAAAGACUUUUUCAGAAACACUGCAAGACCAGAGGGGUGCAUUGCUGAGUGCUAUCUUGCUGAAGAAUGCAUCCAAUUUUGUAAUGAAUUUUUGAAGAAGACGACAAAUGUUCAAGAGAAAGUUGACAGAAACACUGAGUAUGAUAAUAGUUCUAUUCUUGAGGGGCGUCCUAUAUCUGCAGGGAAGACAUUUUCUCUCACUGAAAUGGAGAAGAAAAUAGCCCAUAUGGCUGUCAUCCAGAAUAUGGCUUUGGUUGAUUCUUAUGUGGAGUCUAGUGCUAAGGAUACUUCACAAGUGGUGGAUUUGGUAUCUUACUACGGGAGAGUAACUGAUAUUAUCUUGUUGGACUAUAAUGUGUUCUAUGUUCCUUUAUUCCGGUGUGCAUGGGCAGUGAAGGGUAAUGGAGUAAAAGAAGAAGAUAGUUUCACACUUGUUAACCUUAAUCAUAGUCAAGUAAGUUUUUCAAGGGAUCCAUAUAUAUUAGCCUCUCAAGCAAAGCAAGUUUUUUACUCAAGGGAAGACGAGUCAUCAAGUUGGUAUGUUGCUAUGAGAGGUCCUUCAAGGAGAUUCAGUCAGAAAGAUUUUCAAGAUGGAAUUGCAGACAUUUGUCCAUUACCAGCCAAUAUUGACAUGGGUGAUGACUUGGAUGAAGCAGAAAAUGAGAGAACUGAUUUUAAAAUGGGGAAAUCAAAGAAAAAGAGAGGAAGAGUAUCUAAGAAGAAUGAUGAUGAGGUAGAAUAUGUGGGUACCCGUGAACCAGAACCAGUAGAACCAGAAACUCAAGUAGAAGAUGGGCCGGAUAAUUUGGUAGAAACAGAAGAUCAAGUAGAAGAUGAGGCAGGUAAUUUGGGGAUGAAUGAAGAAACAAAGCUGAAUGAAGAAGUUCCUGAUAAGGGGAUGAAUGAAGAAGAGCCUGACAAAGCUCUGAAUGACGAAGAGCCUGAAGGUGAGAUACAAUUCUCUGAAGAUCUUGAGCUUGUUGGUAGAAAGAGAAAGAGACAGCGAGGACCAACACGCAUGAAAGACAUUGCCAAGGAUCCAAAUACCAGAGUACAAGUAGAGUACACUAACAUGGGAGAACAUUAUGGUAAAGGGUCAGUGAAGAUGUCUUCAUACGUAGGCGCAUUGGUACGGGAACAUGUUCCUAUCACGUUUGAUCGUUGGACUAAAAUAACUGAAGAAAUCAAGACAGUUCUAUGGAAAUCUGUCCAUGCAAGAUUUGAGGUAGAUGAAGAGUACCAGAAGACUGCACUUCUUAAACAGAUGGGAUGUCUGUGGAGGUCAUGGAAAUCACGUCUUGUUACCCGGAUUAGAGAAGCCAAGACUAACCAACAAAGGAUGAAUCUGCGUCCAAAGAAUGUUUCUCCAUUUGAAUGGCGAAAAUUUGUCAAGCUCAAAACUAGCAAGGAAUUCAAGGUUGUGAGCGAUAGCUAUAAAGAAAGAAGGCGCAACCAGAUUCCUCACACCACUAGCCGCAAAGGAAUGGUUAGAUUAACAGAAGACAUGAAAAAAGAGAGUCCAAAUCCAGGUGAAGUGUCAAGGCUUAAGGUCUGGGUCAAGUCACGUACCAGAAAAGAUGGUACACCAGUUAAUACAAAUGCGGCUGAGAAGAUUAGAAAGGCAGCUGAUCUUGUUAAUAGUGAUGCUCCAUCAUCUGCGACAUUUGAAGCACAAGAUUCACUUAGCCAACUAUUAGGACCUGAUAAUCCUGGUCGUCUGAGGGUAAUGGGUAGAAACAUGACUAAGACCAAAUUAGCUUGUUUCCAAGUGAAGAACAAAUGUAUGGCUGAAAUGCAAGAGAAACAAGCUAAUCUCCAGCUUAAGGUCAAUGAAUUACAAGAUGUAAUUGAAAAAAUGAAGAACCAGAGACAAGAUCCUGAAGUUGGUGAGAACUCAGCUGCAGCUAGAUGUAUCUUGACUGACUGGACUGGUGGUGAUGCAACUGUUGCUGAGGGGCGUAUUAUUACUUCUAAUCCGGAUGACUUAGUGAAUGAUUGUCGCUUAGGUCCUACAUAUUUAAAGGUUUUGGUUGAGAUUGCUAUUGUACCAGAAGCAUACCUUUGGAGACCUGCGAUUAACAUGUUCACAAUUGAGAAAGCUGUUGGACAGAUGAUCGCUUGGCCUGCCUCUAAGUGUGUUAACCUAGAACAGGAGCUCCAACCAGAAGACAUUACACCACUGGGCCAAAGAAGUAAUUCAGAGAACAAAUGCAAGCUACUAGAUUUGACUUCAGAUGAUGUGGUUGUGGCUGAAGGACGCUGGCAGACCCAAGAACAGAAUGCAUUAGUAAAUGGGCUUCCUCUCGGACCAAAUGCAGUGAAAGUAUUUGUUGAUGUGCGUAAAAUUGGAGCUGAGGCUAUCAAAGCAAAUCAGAAAUGCAAGUUGCUGGAUAUUGGUGGAAAAAAGCAGGUUGUUGCUGAAGGACGUGUGAAUUCAGUCGACCCAGACAUUAAGGUCCACUGUGUUCGAUUGGGGUUAAAUGCAGCUAGAGUAUGGGUUGAUAUAGUGAAGAUAGAUGAUGCGGUGGUUUGGAGGCCAUCAGAUGAAAUCGAGUACAUGAGAGAUGCACUUGGUUCAGCUAUUGCAUGGCCAAUGGAUAAGUUGGUCAUCUUUUGAGUUUAAGCAUAGGGGAAUGAAGAAACUUUGGUCCAGGUUUGCUAGUUUUAAUUAAGUUUAAGACUAAGC
Arabidopsis arenosa is the source of this 2875-nucleotide messenger RNA. Lineage: Eukaryota; Viridiplantae; Streptophyta; Magnoliopsida; Brassicales; Brassicaceae. The record is from the annotation of a GenBank genome assembly.